This is a messenger RNA of Chironomus riparius, 4308 nucleotides long. The record is from the annotation of a GenBank genome assembly. Lineage: Eukaryota; Metazoa; Arthropoda; Insecta; Diptera; Chironomidae.
GAAGUUGCAUCCAUUUUCAAUUAAAUUCGAAAAAUUAGAGUGAAAAAUCUUAUUUAAUUAAGUUUUAAGUGUAUUUCAGUAUAAUUUUAUCAAAACUUAUGACAAAUCAUAUAGCAAACAAGUCGUUCUUCAUGUUUACUGUUGGAAGUAACACAGUAUCUGAAAAGAUGGUGAACAAAAACAUUCGUCUACAACUGAAUGAACAACUGCGAUGUCUAGAUAUUCGAGUCGAAUCACAGAUCUCAUUAAUUCAAGAAUUACAGGAAUUCUAUAGACGACGGGGAGAAGUGGAACUAGAUUAUAGUAAGAGUUUGGAAAAGUUGGCCAAGAAUCUACAAUUAAGGCACAAGGAGCAGAAACAAAAUAGACGCGAGCAAUGGCCAAUAUUUUCUUCUUAUGCAUGCUGGCAACAGCUCAUUCAACAAACAAAAAGCUUGGCUCGUGAUCAUGCAACAUUAUCAGACAUUUACUCAACGCAACUAGUACAACGUCUUCAAACAGUUCAUGAUGAUUGCCAGAGGAUUUAUAAAAAGUGUCGAGAAAUUGGCUAUGAGAUACAUGAAGAAAUUCUUCGUGUAUUACAAGAACUUCACACAACAAUGAAGACUUAUCAUAGUUAUCAGCUUGAAUGUAGAGAAACUGAGAAGAAAUUGCGUGCCGCUGAAAUACAAAGAGCGAAAAUUCAACAGAGCAUACCGAAAGAGAAACUCGAACGCAACAAGAAAUUUAAAGUAAUAGAAAAGGAAGUGCUGAAGCGAAAAAAUAAGUAUACAGACGCGAGGCUAAAGGCAUUGAAAGCGAAAAAUGAGUAUCAGUUGUGCUUGGAAGCGUCCAAUACAACAAUUCACAAGUAUUUCGUAGAAGACUUGAGCGAUUUGAUUGAUUGCAUGGAUUUGGGAUUCCAUUCUGUUAUUUCGCGUGCUCUUAUGCUGCAUGUAACAGCUGAUCAAGGAAGAUGUCGACAAGUACUAAACAAUGCUGAGCUAUUAUCGCACAUAAUACACUCAAUGGAUAGUCGGGCUGAUAAACAAAAGUUCUUAGAACAAUAUCACACUGCAUUUAUGAUACCAAAAAGACUUGAAUUUCAAGGAGGUCAGCAAGAAGAUCUGAUUGUGUCAACACAAAAGGAAAUGCUUCCACAGCCGAGUCUAACAACGCUGGUUGAAUGUGAACUACAGAAAACUUUAAAUGCUGAAAUGGAUCAAAGAUUAGCACAGCUAAUGGCACGAACCAAUCAUUUACGUACAGAAUCAGAUGAAAUAUGGAAAACAGUUGAAACAGCUGAAAUUAAUUUACUUGAAAUUCUCAAUCAAAAGGAUUAUGAUGUUAGUGGCACAUUUGGAACUGGAAAUACAGGAAGUGACAAUAAUUCAAUGCAAAGUUUCCAACUUCAAUAUAGUUUUACACAUCAACAUACCCAAAAGUUCAAUGAAACGCUAACGACGACACAAUCUUCAAAGUUACGAAGUGAUAAGCAGGAAAUUGAGGAAUUUUAUUUAACAAAGAUUCGUGAAUAUAUUUUGUGUACAUCUCGAAUAGCAAGACUCGAUUCGAAAGCUGAAUUUUUGCGAAAUGCUUUAACGAAAGAUUCUAAUGCACACACUAACACACAGACUAAAAUAACGGUACCAAAGCGAAAGAGAAUUGGCAGAAUGAAUUUAUCGGGACGUCCAAAAUUGUUUGGCGGAUCACUAGAAGAGUAUUUGGAAGCGACGGGCGAAGAAAUUCCAUUAGUUGUGAGGAGUUGUAUUCGUGUAAUUAAUCUUUAUGGUCUACAUCAUCAAGGUAUUUUCCGUGUCAGUGGAUCACAAGUUGAAAUAACCAACUUUAGAGAAUGGUUUGAACGUGGUGAGGAUCCAUUGGCUGAAGUAACAGAUGCUUCCGACAUUAAUUCUAUUGCCGGUGUAUUUAAACUUUAUUUCCGUGAAUUACGUGAACCGCUCUUUCCAACAAUCUAUUUUGAUCAUCUAAUAUCACUCGCACAAAUUGAAUCUAAGCAUGAAAUGGUCUUGGGAGUCAGAAAAUUCCUUUCAGCUCUACCUCGCGCCGUCAUUGGUGUUAUGCGAUACAUUUUUGCAUUUCUUAAUCACUUGUCUGAAUUUGCUGACGAAAAUAUGAUGUCUGCUUAUAAUUUAGCUAUUUGCUUUGGACCAACUUUAAUGAAAGCACCCGAAGAUAAGGAUCAAGUUCAAUAUCAGAACCAGAUUAAUGCAUUAAUUGAAAAUAUGAUCGUAUUCCACGAAGAUAUAUUCCCAAAAGAAUCUAACGGAAUUAAGUACGAGAAAUAUUUAACUCCUGGAACUUUCGAUGAUAUUGAUAUUGGUGAUUCACCAACCGAACAAAACACAGAAGAUCAAGAUACCCAAUCUGAGGAUGAUUCAGACACAUAUGAAGCUACAGCUCUUUUUGAUUUUGAAGCCCGAUCAGACCGUGAAUUGUCGUUCAGAAAGGGCGAUAAUAUUCAGCUUUAUAAUCAAAUCUCUAAUGAUUGGUGGCGUGCAUGUAUUAGCGGAAAAAUUGGUCUUGUCGCCGAUAAAUUUAUUUCAUUAAAAAUAAAGGGCGAGGAGAGAAGUGGUGGCGAGAAAAAUAGUGCAGACUUUAAUAUGAAAUCGUCAAGUUCAGAAGAGUCAGUACGUAAACGAUCUCAUAGCGUAGGUGGAAAUAGUUUAGCGCCAAGUACACUCUCGACAAUGACGACAACAAACAUUUGUGAAAUUACUGAUUCUGUGAUGGAUACAAAGCAGGAAAUUAUUGAUGACACAAAGAAAUACAUUUAUCACGAUGAGCCGCAUGCAUUUGAAACGUCUAUGGAAUAUAUGGUUUUAGCAUCGAAUAAUAAUAGUAUAAAUGAGUCGAAUGCUGAUUUGGAUGGAAGUGUAACAGCAACAAACGAUAACCACAGUCGAUUAUCUUCAAACACCGAGCAUAUUUAUAGUAACAGCCACUUUAAAUUUGAGAAACAUUAACAGCAACAAAGGAUUUGAUGAGCAGUAAGCACACUUUACGUUACGAAUCAGGAAGGAUAAAGUUAACAGAAUGAAUACAAAUUUUUAGUUUUUAAUGAUUAAGUGCUGAUUUUGAUUAAGUUGGAGACAUCCAGCAAACUCAAAUCAGCACUAAAAGUCAACAAAUAAUAUGAGGAUGUGACAAGAAGGGUACUAAAUAAGGAAUAGAAGAAAUCCAAAAAAUCAAAACUAUUAAUAAUACUAUAAAUUUUUAAAAACUAAUGAUGAAGUUAUGUUUUAUUGAUUUUGAUAUUUUUAAGUAUUUUAUUUUUCAUAUACAUCAUAUAAGUUAGAACUUACAAGAGUGGGCCACACAAAUUAAAGAUGAUAAUGAAGAAAGCGAAAUUAUUUUUUAAUAAGGAUAUUGUACUUUUUAAAUAAGCCAGUGGGAACCGGUAUAUGUGUUCUCAAAACCUUUAUUCUCAAUGUAAUUAGCCCCCCUUUCUUACUCCCUUAAAAAUUUAUCAGUAAAACAAUGACGAAAUAAAGUAAUUAAUGAGAAAAAAAAAAUGCAUAAAGGAAUUGACCUUUGUUUUAAAUUUACGUUUUUUUUUUUUUGCUGAUUAAUAGCACGCUUGGAAAUGGUCGUUAUCAACUGUCGUGUAUAUUAAACCUUCGAACGUCAUUUUGCCGAGCAUCGCAUUAAUCUCAUCUUCUGAAAAGUGAGGGAAUCGAGCUAUAAUUUCAUCUCGUCCAUAUCCAGUCUCACUUUGAUCGGCUAGUGCUCCCUGAAUCAUUUUAAAGACAACCUUUUCUUUGGCAUUUAAACCUUCUAAUCCACUAUCAGCUGGAGCUGCUGCUGUCGUUUGUUGAUGACCAUCUACAUCCAUUUUCUGUACGUUUCCAUUCAUUGGCUUGCCAUCAGCAUUUGCGAAACUUUCAGCUUGGAAUCUUGCAUUUAUAACUUCAAUGUAGUGUGUACUGACUUCGUUGAUUCCGUUUACUGGAUGUAUUUUGUAGAUCAUGAUUGAUUUUGCAUCGCCUUGCGAUCUUAAAGCACCGACAACUCGUGCAUAGCUAUUGAUCAUGAUAUUUGAUGACCCAACCGUUUCUUCCUCGUCAAUCCAGUAAUGUGCUUUUAUUUUGCCUAAAACAUGAUAUUCAACCUUGAGAAUUCUCAAAAGAAACAAUAUUCAACUUCUUAUUACCUGUAAUAUCCUCCAUUGAGUAUGUGAUUUUUGUGGAUGUAUGUUCGAUCUCUUUUACAAUAGCAACGACUGUUACCAUUUUAUAUUCGAAUCCAUAAAGAUCUAUGACAUCAUCUGGUUGAUUGUGGAUCAUUUUAAUGAAAACUGGCAGAGUU